Messenger RNA from Mesocricetus auratus (golden hamster), 2479 nucleotides. It is a transcript of the gene Vcf1, whose product is annotated as family with sequence similarity 104 member A. Lineage: Eukaryota; Metazoa; Chordata; Mammalia; Rodentia; Cricetidae. The coding region runs from base 1 to 561 and encodes 186 amino acids. The transcript is spliced from 3 exons. The record is from RefSeq and is a predicted model, not a curated record.
AUGGGGGGGCGCGGAGGGGACGCCGGAAGUGGCGGUGGUACGGGUCGGCCGGAGGGGUGCUCUCCGCCCGCAGCCUCCACCCGCGCGGCAGCGGCGGCGGCGGCGGCCAGAGCCAAGGCCCGCGGGGGUGGGCGUGGCGGUCGUCGGAACCCAGCUCCGUCUGUUCGCUGUCGGCGCGGGGCGGCGCCGCGUCGCUCGCCUUCACCAGCUGCCAUGAGCGAGCGCCUCCGCCCCAGGAAAAGGAGAAGAAAUGAUGAUGAUAGCCAUCUCCCACCCCAGACCAAAAGGAGCAGUAGGAAUCCCAUCUUCCAGGACUCCUGGGACACAGAGUCUUCGAGCAGUGACAGUGGUGGGAGCAGCAACAGCAGCAUCAACAGCCCGGACAGGGCCAGUGGACCAGAGAGCAGCUUGAACCAGCUCAUCCCCGGAUCCUGCCCCAGCACCCCCCAGCCGGUGCCCGAGCAGUCUGCACUGUGCCAAGGCCCUUACUUCCAUAUCAAUCAGACCCUGAAGGAGGCCCACUUCCACAGCCUACAGCACCGAGGUCGGCCUCUGACAUGAUGCUCCGGCAGUUUCUUGCCUUCUGUGAAGGGACAGCACUGUGCAGAUUGGAUAUUUCAACUUAAUGAUUUGUUUUUAAAAGUUGCACACAGAAAAAAAAAUGCCUGUUGGCUUUCAGUCUAUAUUUGAGUAUUGGGUCAUCAGGCACCUGUUUACCUGGGGUUUUGCUGCACUAUUGUGAUUUCAGAGGGGCUUGGGAGCAAUUUUUUAUAGGAUUCUUUUGAGAGAGGGCAUCAAGUCCAUGUCAUGGCAGUGUCUGAGGACAUCUCUGAUUUCCACAUCUGUCAUUUAGACUUGUACUGUAUAUAAGAGUCUCUUAAAAUGUGGGAUCUUCAAUUUUUUAACUCAAUAAACUAGUAAAGACUAUCUAGUUUCCAUGAAAAACAAAAUCAUAAGUUUUCUCCCCAAAUAUAGGAAGCUUGACUCAGUCUUGCACUGAUGUUAACUGCCAUACUACCUCUUAGCAUGUAGAUGUCCGUGAAAGUGCUCCCUGGAGUGCAACGGUCACCCACUCUGAGGACCUUGAGGCCAAGCACCUACCCUAGUUGUGGUCUGUUACACAUUUGUAUUUCCAGGGAGAAUGUCACUUCCGUAUCUGUUUUCUUCCCUCAGACGCUACAGAGAACACUGCAGUUCUCUAAGAAUUAUCUAGUAACUAUCUUACAAACUUGCGUAUUAACAGCUUAACCGCUAACCCUUGCAGUGCCCAUAACCAAGGCAGUGGUCAGUGCUGACGAAGCACUAGUGCCCCAGAGCUGAAGGGUGAGGACUUAACUCAUGCACCCCUGCCCUGCUACAUUCUGUCGUCAGAAUCAGAAAGACGGAUGGUGUAGGAACACAACAGAGGCACCUCCAGUGAAAAUGGUGCAUUAGUAUUUAAUAAUAGAGCCGGGGCAUUAUUUCCAUGCUACUUUGUCAUACUAGAGAGCCAGGCUAGCUUGAAUAAGGAAGGUGCAGGUGAGUCGUCUUCCUCGCCGGCGAGCUGUCUGAACAAGGAGCCAGGAUGUGUCGGGUCACCUACUCUGGAGAGUGCCGGGGAGCCAACCUGCCAUUAGAUGAAGAGGAAGUGCCUUAAGCCUCACCCUCCGCCUCCUGCCUGCUCCCCCCCCUCCACUGCACCCCACUCAGAGGCCACGCAGCACAGGCAGCAGCACUGAGGAGCAGGGAUGACUAGUAAGAAGGGUCUGAGGGACUUGCUGGACCAGAGCCAGUUACACUAUGAUGCAGUACAGUCUGAAGGAGGCCCAUGCCAGGAGGAGUGAGCAUGCGGGCCUUCAAUGGCCUGCUCUUCUGGGGGCCACAGCACAGAAAGGCCAGCUGUGUGACAUGGGAACUAGUGUGAUGAAGCCCGCAGGUCAGAAAGUAAGUUUUCUUUUAGGACUUCUUUCCAGAUUUUCAAAUCAGGUGUUUGCCGAACUCAGAUCUUACUGGAUUUGCUGGCAGGGAAUGUGGGAAAGGAUACUUUACUGGAAUUCUGUCUGACAUAACAGGCAAAGUGCUCUAAGAGAAGCUGUCAAGCACACAUGUACACAACACAAUUCAGAAAUACCCAGGAGGGCUCCGGCAGGCUUAAGGAUGGCGUCCUACCAAAAUAAAACAUGUAUUAAUAAAACAAUGCUUGAGGAAGCACAGUUCUUCCUAUUUCCCACCCAACUAAAGGCACAGAUGAGACCAUUUGCAAGACAAAGGGUCUUCUCCCCAUGCUGAUCACAAUGCCAGAGUGCCAGCCAACAGUGUUUUUAUCCUGCAAAAUGCAAGAAACCAUCUCCAUGCUGUACUGUGUGUGCUGAACGGUCUGGGUCUGUGUCCCUUCCUGCUUUAAGGCUAUCUGCUCCAGCUGAUGAGAGUCUAUGAGUUUGAGCUAGUGAAACCUUGUACUCUACUGCGCCGCCAUUAAAGCAGCCUCCGUGCAUCGCCA